This is a messenger RNA of Peromyscus eremicus (cactus mouse), 1341 nucleotides long. RefSeq names its product neuregulin 3 (gene Nrg3). NCBI's taxonomy places the organism in Eukaryota, Metazoa, Chordata, Mammalia, Rodentia, Cricetidae. Gene Ontology annotation, molecular function: chemorepellent activity. The record is from RefSeq and is a predicted model, not a curated record. Bases 1 to 1257 code for a protein of 418 amino acids. Gene Ontology annotation, biological process: nervous system development; animal organ development; intracellular signal transduction. The transcript is spliced from 6 exons.
AUGCUAAGUUCACCUACCAACUCUCCCGGCACCUUUGUAGACUCCAACAGCUUUCUUGCACAGGUGGCCACAAUGUCUAAAAAGACAAGUUUUCAUCCAUUGCCUCAAAUGGAACAGGUUGGCUUUGAAAGACUCCUACCAGCUCAGAAGUACAAAGAUGGAGAUUUCUGCCUCUGUGCCCCACUGGCAUCCAUUCUAAUUCUGUUUUUCAAAUUCACAGAGAGUGAAGAUGUUUAUCAAAGGCAGGUGCUGUCAAUUUCAUGUAUCAUCUUUGGAAUUGUCAUCGUGGGCAUGUUCUCUGCAGCAUUCUACUUCAAAAGCAAGAAUAAGGCUAAACAAAUCCAAGAGCAGCUGAAAGAGUCACAGAAUGGGAAAAACUACAGCCUCAAGGCAUCCAGCACAAUGACAAAGUCCGAGAGCUUGAUGAAGGGCCAUGUCCAGCUGCAAACUUAUUCAAAGGCGGACAGACAUCCUGUGACUGCACUGGAGAAAAUAAUGGAGUCAAGUUUUGCGGGUCCCCAGUCAUUCCCUGAGGUCCCUUCUCCUGACAGAGGAAGCCAACUUGUCAAGCACCACAGGAGUAUUUCUUCUUGCUGCAGCCCAGGACAGAGGAGUGGGAUGCUGCACAGGAGUACCUUCAGAAGGACACCACCUUCACCCCGAAGUAGACUGGGUGGGAUUGUAGGACCAGCAUAUCAGCAACUGGAAGAGUCAAGGAUCCCAGACCAGGAUACGAUACCUUGCCAAGGGUAUACAUCCAAUGGCUUAAGAACCCAACAAAACGCAUCAAUAAAUAUGCAACUGCCUUCAAGAGAAACAAACCCCUAUUUUAAUAGCUUGGAUCAAAAGGACCUGGUGGGCUAUUCGUCCCCAAGGGCCAACUCUGUGCCCAUCAUUCCUUCGGUGGGUCUAGAAGAAACCUGCAUGCAAAUGCCAGGGAUUUCUGAGGUCAAAAGCAUUAAAUGGUGCAAAAACUCCUAUUCUGCAGACAUUGUCAAUUCAAGUAUUCCAGUCAGCGACUGUCUUCUAGAAGAACAACAGGAAGUGAAGAUAUUACUAGAGACUGUGCAGGAACAGAUCCGGAUUCUGACUGAUGCCAGACGGUCAGAAGACUAUGAACUGGCCAGUGUGGAGACUGAGGACAGUGCGAGUGAAAACACAGCCUUUCUUCCCUUGAGUCCCACAGCCAAAUCAGAACGAGAGGCACAAUUUGUCUUAAGAAAUGAACUACAAAGAGACUCUGUGUUAACCAAGUGACUCGAGAUGUAGGAAUCUGUGCGUUCUCUGCUUUGCUCAACAGGAAAGAGAGGAAAAUAAAUACAAAUUAUUUAUAUGCAUUAA